This is a messenger RNA of Nothoprocta perdicaria, 1432 nucleotides long. It is a transcript of the gene MRPS31, whose product is annotated as mitochondrial ribosomal protein S31. Gene Ontology annotation, molecular function: structural constituent of ribosome. Gene Ontology annotation, cellular component: mitochondrial small ribosomal subunit. The record is from RefSeq and is a predicted model, not a curated record. NCBI's taxonomy places the organism in Eukaryota, Metazoa, Chordata, Aves, Tinamiformes, Tinamidae. The transcript is spliced from 6 exons. Bases 158 to 1030 code for a protein of 290 amino acids.
CAAAAUACAGAAGCUCUUCAGCACCAGCAGCACCGUCCUGUCCACUAAGGAAGAUGGUCCGACCCCUUCUGCAGGCAGCCCCCCCAAAACGACGCCGGAGAGUCAGGAGGAUUCGGCAGAAACCCCGAAGCAGAAGCUGUUGAACCUCAUUGGGAACAUGAAGGUGGAAGUGAGCUCCAUGAAGAAAUUCCAGCAGCUGAGAAAACGUGAGACCAACAGGCAGACUGAGACCCAGCGGGAAGGCCUGGGCAGCAGAGCUAGUGCCCUCCCCAGAGCUGCAGAGGAUGCCCAGCGAAGCAAGUCUUUAAAACGAGAACUAAUAGAAGCUGUUUCUGCUGUCGCCUCUUCUUUACCACUCAACAAGAAACAGACAGAGUCUGAUUUACUUGCACAACUAAGAAGACAUGAAGAAACUACAGAUAAACAGAAGAAGGGGGGAACUGUUAACAUACGCAACGUUAUUUCAGACAUGACAAUUAAGAAAGAGUCCCCAGCCCAGAGAGGUGUGAGGGUCUCCAAUCUCAUUUCUUUGGAGUUCGAAGAGGAUGGUAAAAGAAUCAAGCCUGAACAACUCGGAACUCAGUCUUCUGACCCAAGAAGGAGUCUCAAAGUAGGAAAGAGGCUUAAUAUUUUCACUAAGACUUCUCCAGAUACAGAAAAAGCAGUGACAGCAGCAUCAUCACCAACCAUUUGGGAUUUGGAAUUUGCAAAGGAGAUUGCGGCAGUAACUGAGCAGCCUCCCCGAAAUGGUUUUGAGGAAAUGAUCCAGUGGACAAAGGAAGGAAUACUGUGGGAAUUCCCAAUUGACAAUGAAGCUGGGAUGGAGGAUGAUGCAGAAUUUCAUGAACAUAUUUUUUUGGAGAAACACCUGGAGGACUUCCCCAAGCAAGGACCCAUUCGCCACUUCAUGGAGCUCGUGAUCUGUGGGCUUUCCAAAAACCCCUACCUGACUGUUAAACAGAAGAUCGAGCACAUUGAGUGGUUUCGGAAGUAUUUUGAAGAAAAGCAGGAAUUUCUUCAAGGGAUUUGAGACUUGAAACUUCCUCACCUUGAACUGAAGAAUCUAUUAAGGCAAAAUUGAUAACUUCUUAAUAAAAGGAAACACUAUCAAUGCAUAGUAAGCAUGUGACCUCCUGAAUUUUGUUUUUAAUAUUAAAAUGCUUGAAAUGUCAUGCUUGUGUGUGUGUGUGUCCAUGUAUAUAGAUACUUUUUAGAAACAAAGGACUGCAAGUUGCUGACAUGAUAGAUUGCUCAUCUAAAAGUUUAGUUUGUGUAUUAAAAUCAUCGUCAGUUAAACUUGGCACUGAUCUUUGACCAUCUAGAACGUCUAUUAAGUCUGAUUGCACUUCCCUUUUGUUUGGUGUUCGUCAUACUGUUUCACUGGGAGUAACAGUUUCAGGCACAGUUCUGGAUAGAUUUGUUCAUUUUUCCU